CCAUGCCCGUCAGGGUGACCCAGAGGCCCCAGGACCAAGAGCCAAAUGCCAGCGAGGUGUCGCACAAUGGAAGUGUGCAGGAUGUCAAAUUGUAUAACCCACUUGGAGGUUUGCAGGCACAUAUCAGAGAGGCAUGGUCCAAAGAACAGGAAGUGGAGAAAGGCAUUAAAAGUUUGACCUACAUUGAAAGAUUGAAGGAGCGUGUAAAGAAAGUGAAAAUACCAGAGCUCAGGAGAGCCCCAUGCAGCUCUCCAGAUCUUGUGCCUGAGAGGAAGAGAACGAUGCCCACGAACCCUGCCAAAUUCUUCCAGAGACUUUCCAGGACUGUUUCCCAACGACCCAUCAGAGACAGGGUGAUUCAUUUACUGGCUCUCAAGAAUUACAAGAAGCCAGAGCUACUUUCCCACUUAGAAAGAGAGGGAGUUGUGCAAAAGGACAAGGAAUCUCUUGGAAAGAUCCUUCAGGAGGUAGCCAACCUGGAUGCAAAUGAGAAUUCUUUCAGCCUGAAGGAACAUUUCUUUAAAGACAUCCAGGAAGAUUGGCCUGGCUACACUGAAAGAGAUAGACAGACAUUGGAGGUGACCCUUUCUCAAAAACCAACUCCAUCUCAGAAUUCCACCAGCACCAGCCAGUCACCAUCUCUGGGACCUUCUGAAGGAGAUACUCCACCCAGAACUGCUCAGAAACGGCCUCUGGAUUCUGACUUUCUCAGUCCUGUGAUGGGCAAGAAGCAGAGGAUUGACCAAGAGCCCAGUGAUGUCCAGCCAGCAGCUGGUGGCCACUCUCCUUCUUUCUUGGACCUGCCUUCCACAUCCUGUUCAAUUUUGAACAUGUCUCCAAGUGUCAGAUCCAUUUCCGCUUCCACCGAAGUACAACUGAAAAAUAAGGUUCUGACACAUUCUGGAUUCCCAGUGUCUGCCAGGGUGCAGGGGAAGACUCCCAAGUCCAAAGGAGAAGAAGCAGAGGUCAGAGGAGCCCAACAAAACAAUCCAGGUCCUGUGCCUGAGAAGAAGAGGAUGGUGCCUAUGAGACUUGCAGACAUCGACUGGAGCGGCUGCGCUGCUGUUUACGGCCGACCCUACAGGGACAGGGUGAUUCAUCUGCUUGCUCUGAGGGAUUACAAGGAGCCAGAGUUACUUGCUCGGCUGCAGAGAGAUGGAGUCAGGCCAAAGGACAAGGAUUCCCUUGGAAAGAUCCUUCAGCAGGUAGCCAACGUGAAUGCAAAGGAGAAUUCCUUUAGUCUGAAGGAACAUCUGUUUCAAACCCUUCAGAGUGAUUGGCCUGGCUACAGUAAAAUCGAAAGAAAGAGUUUGAAGUCAAUACUUUCUAGAAAAUCAGCUCCAUCUCAGAACCCCACCAGCAGCAGCCAAGCAACGUCUCCAAGGCCUUCUGAGACAGAUGCUCCAGCAAGACCUGCUCAGAUACGGCCUUGGGCUUCUGGCUUUAUCAGUCCUGUCAGGAGCAAGAAGCAGAGAACUGAGCAGUAGCCCAGUUACAUCCAGGCAGCAGCUGGUGGCCACUCUUCUUCCUGGGUGCUGGCUUUAACAUUCCAUUCUAUGGGGAUGUCAAAGCCAUCCCUGUAGAAUGGGAUGUCAAAGCCAGCACCCUGUCUCCAAGUCUGGGCUCCAUUUCCCCUGCACCCUUUAGGUUCAAGAAAAAGACAAAUGUUGGAGUUCUAGAAUGCCAGCAGUUGUGUAGAGGACUAGCAUGUCCAAAAAGAUGUGAAGAGAGCUGGGGAGGCUGAAGCAGUAGUGUCCCUUGGAUUUCAAUGAAGGUAUUAAUGUGCUGCUUUUCCCAACUCCAGUGUGGACAAUGAUGGAGUAAAAUUUGAUUAUUAAGAGAAGCCUCUGCCCGAAUUUUGGUGCAACCAAGACCAUAUUUCAGAGUUAAUACUACAGAUGUUGUUUACAAGUAAAUGUGAACUAGGGAGCUAGAAAGGUAAAGGAGGAGAUGGGCCAGGUGGGGGGAAGUGCAGAGAUGAACACCGAGGUGGGUGAGGCCCGGACGGGCCCUCCCUUCCUGCAGUGCAGCUGCACAGGCUCAGCUGCAGCAGUGCUGCUGCAUCCCCUCAUGGCAUUUGCAGGAGGGGAGGGAGAAGUGUGUGUGUGGUCUAAAGCCCUGGAAAUUGCUCACAGCUUGUGUCAGGGCAGUGGUG
Passer domesticus (house sparrow) is the source of this 2155-nucleotide messenger RNA. RefSeq lists its product as uncharacterized. The coding region runs from base 3 to 1487 and encodes 494 amino acids. Gene Ontology annotation, cellular component: transcription elongation factor complex. Gene Ontology annotation, biological process: positive regulation of transcription elongation by RNA polymerase II; snRNA transcription by RNA polymerase II; transcription elongation by RNA polymerase II. Gene Ontology annotation, molecular function: cis-regulatory region sequence-specific DNA binding. The record is from RefSeq and is a predicted model, not a curated record. NCBI's taxonomy places the organism in Eukaryota, Metazoa, Chordata, Aves, Passeriformes, Passeridae. The transcript is spliced from 11 exons.